GAUCGUUAGCUGCUUUUUUUGAAGAUCUUGAAAAGGAUCGUGAAAGGUCUGAUGCUAUAAAAACGUUAAUCUCAUUACUGUGUCAUAAUGAUGAGUUUAAAACUAAUACUACUUAUAAUUAUCAUUGAGACCGUCAUUGUGACAGUAUCAGCUCAAAUAAAUCUUGUACCACAGGGAAAAUCGGAACAAAGUACAGAUUAUCGAAACUUCUCUGCAAAACUUGCAAUAAUAAGACCUGCAAAUAAUGAAUGGGACGAUGGUUGUUCUGCCACAGAUACUGGACAAACAUACGCAUGGUGGGGCCUACAACUUCCAACAGUUGCCCAUAUGACACACAUUGUGAUUUAUUACCGAAAAGAAACUCCUGAGCGUAUGGAUGGGUUUCGUUUGUAUCUUGAGAAUGGUACUGCAGACCAACGUAGUGAUCUUGGUUUGUGCUACACAGACCAAGGAAAAGGAUAUCCUGAUGUUACUCAAAACAUUUCUUGUAAUAUGCUGGCCAAAAAUAUGUUUUUCGUUAACAACAGAAAUAAUGGUGACUGCUUCGUAGAACUGUGUUACGUAGAAAUCUAUGGAUGUUUGAAAGGUACAUGGGGAAGAAAUUGUACAGAAUUAUGUCCGCUGAAUUGUAUUAAUCAAAACUGUUAUCCUGAAACUGGUGUAUGCGUUUGGGGAUGUGAUGCACAUAACUGUUUAAAUGAUAAAUGUGAUAAUAAAACAGGUUCUUGUACGGAUGGGUGUGUUAUUGGACAAGUCGGCCAGUAUUGUGAUAUGCAAUGUGACAAUGGUUUUUAUGGUUUAAAUUGCACAGAACAAUGUGCAACAUGCUUUAAUAUGUCUUGUGAAAGAUUGGAUGGAAAUUGCACAUUUGGCUGUAUUGACAAAUACGAAGGAGUGAGGUGCGAAACCUUAGAAGAAUGUGACGAUGGUUUUUAUGGUUUAAAUUGCACAGAACGAUGUGCAACAUGCUUUAAUAUGUCUUGUGAACGAUUGGACGGAAAUUGCACAUAUGGCUGUACUGACAGAUACGAAGGAGAUAGAUGUGAAAUCUUAGUUAAUGGAGAGUUGAACACCAGAGACAACAAUUCCAGUGCAUCAAUAGUAGGAGGAAUAGGGACUGCUGUAGUUGUUAUCAUUGUUGUAUUUGCAAUACUUAUAAUUAUAUACAGGCGUAGAUCUAAACCAAGUAGGGAAAAGUAUAUAAGAAACCAAGACAAAAUAAACAGAAGCGACGAAAACAUGUAUUGUAAUCAUAACUUUACACUGAAGACGGAGGAUGUAUUUCUAAAUGUAGAUAGUGUACAAGAUUUGGCGAAGGAUAAACCUCCUUUGACUGGUAAACAAAAGGGUAAAACAAGCGUUAUUGAAGUAAUGGACGAAUAUCCAGAAGAGCAUGACGAAGAAGACGGAGGAAACAUCUAUAAUAAUAUACCUUCUGAACAAGCAAUUACUCAAUAUAAAAUACAUAUAGGAGAUCUGAAAAUGGUUAUCAACGAGAAAAGAAAGGAAGAUGGUUUCAAAAAGGAAUACGAGCUCUUACCUAAAGGACUUGUUUAUGCACAUGUCGAAGGUUCAAAAGAGGAAAACAAAGUUAAAAAUCGCUUUCUUACAACAUGGCCAUAUGACCACUCAAGGGUUGUGCUGACUAGAGAUAACAAACAUGAUUACAUAAACGCUAGUUACAUUGAUAGCUAUAACAAAGAAAAGGCAUACAUAGCAACACAAGGUCCAAAAAAGAACACUCUUAGAGAUUUCUGGCAAAUGGUCUGGCAGGAAAAUGUUUGCAAAAUAGUGAUGGUAACGAAACUAGUAGAGGGGAGAAGGAAAUGUGAACAAUACUGGCCUGAGUCUGUCGAUAGAGCAACCGUGGUAGACAACUUUAGACUUACAAUGACAAAGGAGAAGUGUUAUACCGUUUUUGUGUACAGAUCAAUUAUUGUUAAUAAUAAAAAGAACAAGCAAGAACGGAUAGUUCAUCAUUUUCAUUUCACUGAAUGGCCGGAUCAUGGCGUUCCAGAUAGCGUCAAACUGGUAUCAUUUUACAGAAAAGUAAAAGCCGAAAAAUGUGAUGUGAUUGGUCCAAUGCUGGUCCACUGCAGCGCUGGAGUUGGUAGGACAGGCACAUUCAUAGCUGUGGAUGCAAUUUAUAAAAAUAGCAGAAAAGUUGGGUUCGUUGAUAUUAUGGAGUAUGUUCUUAUGAUGAGGAAAGACCGCAUGAACAUGAUUCAAACACAUGAACAAUAUGAGAUAGUGUUUGAAGCACUGCUGGAGUUAUUAACAGUUCCAGAUACGUCAAUUCAAAAGGAUAAUUUCAGUGGAUAUUUACUAAAGCAAGAUAACAAGACUUUACCAAAAAAUCAAACAAUGUACAGUGAAGAGUUUCAGAGAUUGAGAACGCUGAGACCAUCAUAUUCUGCUGAUAAUUUUACUGCUGCAAAUUGUAAAAAAAACAAAACAAAGAACUCUUCAAUUGGUGUGCUUGCACAUGACAAUUAUAGGCCUUACUUAAUGUCUUAUGGUAGAACCAGAAGUGACUAUAUCAAUGCCGUUAUAAUUCCAGGCUAUUCAGUUGAUAGUAAAAUGUUUGUAACACAGUGUCCACUUGUGGAAACUGUAAUUGAUUUUUGGACGAUGAUGUAUGAUCACAGUUCCAGAAUAAUUGUUUUGUUAGAUCCCGAAAAUAAGGGUGCUCCAUUGUGGUUAGAAAAGAAAGAAAUGCUUCAGUUUGAUGAUUUCCGUAUAAUCAAAGAAAAGGAAAAUGCACAGGAAGAGCUUCAGCUAACUAUGCAUCAUACGAAACAUCAAGAAAAAAUCUCUAUGAAAGUGUUCACUGCUAACGACUGGAAUAUCAGUAAUGCACCACCUUCACCAGAGUAUAUGUUAGACUUACUGCAGCGUGUACAAACCUACUGGGAAACGCAGAAAGUUCCUAUUACUGUAGUUUGCAGUGAUGGUUGUAGUAAAAGCGGAUUAUUUGUGGCAUUGAAAUUGAUUUUGGAAAAAAUGCAGAUUGAUGACGAAAUCGAUAUUUUCCAAGUAGUAAGAGAACUGCAAAUGAGGCAACCAGAAUUCCUUGUGGAUUUUGAUCAGUACGAAUAUUGUUACAAGUGUAUCAGAGCGCUACUGGAUGGAGAUUCACUGUAUGCUAAUAUUUAGUCAACUUGAAAUAGUCUGUGAUUUUUAUAUAUUUAUUUGUAUCUAAUUGUGUUUAAAUUUUUGUAAUUGUGGACUCACUAUUGCGUCUGUAUUGUUAUGGGAUAUUAGAGAAAAGCAAAACUGUCCUACUUUUAAUUUGCUGUUACUUGCAAGAUACAGACAUUUUGCGCGGUCAAUAGUGAUCCCUCAAGAAGCGUUACAACUCAGCAAACAUUGGUAAAUUUACAGAAUAUUUUUUUGUUUGUUAAGAGGAUGUGUAUUUUCCUUUAGUUUUAAAAUAUGUUUGUACGUUAAUUGUAGUAUAAAAUAUGC
Molecule: messenger RNA, 3468 nt
Organism: Mytilus trossulus (common blue mussel)
Lineage: Eukaryota; Metazoa; Mollusca; Bivalvia; Mytilida; Mytilidae
Product: receptor-type tyrosine-protein phosphatase epsilon-like
Exons: 25
Coding region: 88-3156 (1022 amino acids)
Biological process (GO): protein dephosphorylation
Molecular function (GO): protein tyrosine phosphatase activity
Source: RefSeq, a predicted model, not a curated record